AUGUUCUUACACUAUAGUGAUCACCAGUUGUGUAUGGUAGCGAAUAAGAAAUGCAACUCUCAUGCUACUAAGUUACGUUCAGAUCUCCACUUUUAUUAUUCGCAACCAUACACAACUGGUAAUAGAUAUGAAACACCACUAGAGAAUACCACAGUGGACAACGCACCUCGUUUAUUCGCACCUUCUUCAACACAUAACAGUUCUGGAGAUAGUUUUAACUAUGAAGAUUUAUCGGCCAUGUUUGAUCACAGCUCCGCAGAUGGUUCCGGUACGAAGGGUCAAGAUCAGAUAUUAAAUGGCAACUCAGAGAAGAUAUUGUGUUAUAGAUGUGGUGAAGAUGGCGGUCAAACCUGUGAUAUCGACGAUUUAAAACUAAAACCCAGAAAUUAUUUAUUUGAAUGUCAGGGCCAUUGUAUUAAUAUUUCAUCACCUCAAUUUACAGUUUACACGUGCGUGGAUGAAGAACAUGGCGGAGAUAAAAACUGUAUUACGAAUGACGUCAUGACUAUGUGCGCGUGCGUAGCAGACUAUUGUAAUGGCCCCAAAGGUGUGAUUCCUAUAAAAGAGAAAAAACGAUUGGGACGGGGGCCGACAGGAGGAGCCACUAAAAAAGAUAUUCAAAUUAUUUUCGUAUUUUGUCAAACUAUUUUUGCUCUUUUGUUGAGUACAAGAUGA
Lottia gigantea (owl limpet) is the source of this 675-nucleotide messenger RNA. RefSeq lists its product as hypothetical. The coding region runs from base 1 to 675 and encodes 224 amino acids. NCBI's taxonomy places the organism in Eukaryota, Metazoa, Mollusca, Gastropoda, Lottiidae. The transcript is spliced from 4 exons. The record is from RefSeq and is a predicted model, not a curated record.